AAAUGUCAUAUUUAUGUGAUUUGAUAGAAAUAAUUGUUCCCCUACACUUGGCACUUGCGGUUUAAAAUUUUUAAAGCGAUUUAGCGCAUGCGCACAAGUACGAAGUGCAUAAGACCCGCUUCGCAUCAUCGAAAAGCAUUUUAUGUUUACGAGAUUGUUCCAAUCAGUGAGAAGGAUGGCGUCGUCGUCAGUUAUCCCCCAAAUUAAAGAUGUAGAUAUCGACCCCAAUGGAGUUUUCAAAUAUAUCCUUAUAAAAGUUACUAGUCCAGAUGAAUGUGGAAAGUUGUACAACAAAUUAAUCGUCAGAGGAUAUGCCGAGUGUCCAUAUCACUCCGACAUAAAUGACAAAGUGACUAGGGAGUUGCAGGCGUUGAAAGAGUCGAAGACUAUCAGAGAUUGGCGUUCUUCUGUUCUCGGAGGCGGACGCAUACAAGUUGAUGCCGACGGCAAAAAAAUCAAAGUCUACGGAUACUCUCAGGGCUACGGCAAAGCGGAUCACCAGGCUGCCGUUGACGUUCUCAAGACGACUUUCACGGAUUACGAGAUCACGUGGUCCGACGAGGGAUACUAGAACAACGCACACAUCUCUUCGUUUAAUCUCUAUCUCUAUUUGCUUAUGGUUUGUAAUAUCUCCUCAUAUCGAUCCGUGUGCUUCUUCACUAAUACAAACAUCGGACUGAAAAUGAAAAAAUCAUAAUAAAAAAAAAUAAAAUCCA
Aethina tumida (small hive beetle) is the source of this 716-nucleotide messenger RNA. RefSeq names its product 14 kDa phosphohistidine phosphatase. The record is from RefSeq and is a predicted model, not a curated record. NCBI's taxonomy places the organism in Eukaryota, Metazoa, Arthropoda, Insecta, Coleoptera, Nitidulidae. The transcript has 4 exons. The coding region runs from base 143 to 571 and encodes 142 amino acids. Gene Ontology annotation, cellular component: cytosol. Gene Ontology annotation, biological process: peptidyl-histidine dephosphorylation. Gene Ontology annotation, molecular function: protein histidine phosphatase activity.